Daphnia carinata is the source of this 1033-nucleotide messenger RNA. RefSeq names its product ATP synthase mitochondrial F1 complex assembly factor 2-like. Bases 80 to 976 code for a protein of 298 amino acids. Gene Ontology annotation, cellular component: mitochondrion. The transcript is spliced from 6 exons. The record is from RefSeq and is a predicted model, not a curated record. NCBI's taxonomy places the organism in Eukaryota, Metazoa, Arthropoda, Branchiopoda, Diplostraca, Daphniidae. Gene Ontology annotation, biological process: mitochondrial proton-transporting ATP synthase complex assembly.
GACAGUUUCGUCUGCACAGUUUAAAACGAAGAAAAUUCAAAGGUUCAGUAAUCGCUAAUUCACUAUUAUUAGAUCCACGAUGUCUCUUUCGGCUGAUAAAUUGAUACGUUUUGGCACCGGCAGUUCAAGUUUACUGAAAUUAUUGAAUAAAAACGAUAUUCGAGCUGGAAAUGGAUUUCUUGUAGGUCGUGGUUUCCAUUUGUCAUUUGGUGAAUUUGCUCAAUCCUCCUUAGGGUCACAAGCACGAAAAAGAUUUUAUAAAAAAGUCAGCACAGUCCAGUCAAACAAAGAUUUUGAAAUUGUUCUUGACAACCGAAAAUUAAAAACUCCUGCAGGCAGCAUAUUUCGUGUCUCUAGCGAGCCAUUAGCUUUGGCUGUGGUCAAUGAAUGGGAUGCCCAAGAAGAAAAAAUUUUAGUCUCAUCAAUGCAUAUUACAUCUCUAGUAAACACUAUUCUAGAUAACCCAAACAAAUUGCGGAAGCAAGAUAUCAUCAGCCAUAUUCUUACAUACCUCGACAAUGACACACUUUUGUGCAGGGAAGAGGGUAAUCUUGAGUGGUCUGCAGAACAAACAAAAAAGUGGGAUCCAUUAGUUGAAUGGUUUAAUAAGAGGUAUGGUGUGACUGUGGAACCUUCUUGUGCCAUAACCGGUCCCAACCUACCAAUACAUGCAAGAAAAGCACUCGAGAAGUAUUUGCACUCCCAUGAUUUUUGGACACUUAAUGGACUCAUGUUUGCUGUUGAAUCGGUAAAAUCGCUGAUUUUAGCGCUAGCCUGCGUCGACCGACACCUUAGCGUUGAAGAAGGCGUACGCUUAGCCACGCUAGAGACAGAUUUCCAGACUCGACAAUGGGGCCGAGUGGAAUGGGCUCAUGAUAUGGAUAACUUCAAUAUUCAAGCUCGGUUUGCGGCAUCUAUUCUAUUUGUACAUCUUACGUCAAGUUCAUCGUCAAUAGAAGAUAAAUACAAGAAAUGAGUAUUGUGGAUGGAAUAGCUGCUGUGGUUAGCAGGUAAUAGAUUUGUUAACCUACAA